Corylus avellana is the source of this 953-nucleotide messenger RNA. RefSeq lists its product as uncharacterized. Lineage: Eukaryota; Viridiplantae; Streptophyta; Magnoliopsida; Fagales; Betulaceae. The record is from RefSeq and is a predicted model, not a curated record.
UAUAUAUUAACAGAGAGGGCGAGAGGCACAACUCCCGGCCAAAUUUCUCCGACACAAAUACAGAGCAAGGCCGGCGAACAACAUGGUCGUCCUGAAAACACCAGAACGCGUGUGGGGGUCGGCGAAGCUGACGUCAGCCGGCUUGUUCAUCUCGAUGUCGGCCUUCAUGGCUCUAUGCGCUAAGAAAGCCGGACGAAUCUCGCGCAAGCUGAAACCCAAGCCGAUGAUGAUGAGCGAUCGAAAAUUCGACCCUAAAACGUCGCCGUUGGUUACGCGGCCGAAGCAGCUGAUAACGACCUUGAGCAACAAGGCGAUCAAAUUCAUGCACCGGAAAAAGAUGGGCGAGGAGGAGGGCGGCGACGAAGGUGGGCCCGAGCUGAAGGACUGGGGGAACGGUGGGGUCUGGCAAAGGACGAUCUUGAUGGGUGACAAGUGUGAGCCGUUAGAUUUCUCUGGCGUGAUUUAUUACGAUAGUGACGGGAAGCAGCUGAACGAGGUGCCUCUCAAGUCCCCACGUGCGAGUCCACUGCCCGGGUAUCUCACUAGGGCGGGGAAAUCAGGGCUUUGAUCAGGCCACCCGCCGGGGUUUGAAGUAGGUCACCCGCGGGGGGUUGUCAUAGGAGAGGAAACGGCAUGUAGCAAAUGUCAACGUUCCAUACUGCGUGUUUUUCUACAGUUUCACUUUCACAUCUGUCGUGUUGUGAUCUUAGUGGUCGGAGAGAAUUGGGGGACCCCGGUGACGAUGACACUGUCAUUCACUUUGGGUUUUGUUUUUGGUGGAUAGUGUUAAUUAUGUGUACAACAUGUUUUUCACUUUUAUUUUAUUUUAUUUGUUUUUGUUUUUGUUUUUGGAAAUUGUAGCGUAGAUACUUGGUAGAGUUUAAAAAUAAAUAGAGGAAAUUAUGAAAAUGAGAAGGCCAGGCUCCCCUGUGACAAAAUCAAUAAGAAUUUCG